Messenger RNA from Leishmania braziliensis MHOM/BR/75/M2904, 2919 nucleotides. Its product is annotated as putative methionyl-tRNA formyltransferase. The record is from RefSeq and is a predicted model, not a curated record. Bases 1 to 2919 code for a protein of 972 amino acids. Gene Ontology annotation, molecular function: methionyl-tRNA formyltransferase activity. Gene Ontology annotation, biological process: conversion of methionyl-tRNA to N-formyl-methionyl-tRNA; biosynthetic process. The transcript has a single exon. NCBI's taxonomy places the organism in Eukaryota, Euglenozoa, Kinetoplastea, Trypanosomatida, Trypanosomatidae.
AUGCGGUGCAUCGUGGCGAGUGCACUGCGCUGCUCGAAGACAAACACCAGCAACAGCGACGCCGCUGGUGCGCAUUGUCCACCUCCAACUGCGGCAUCAUCGUUGCAGGGACAUAGCACGGAGGCAGGCGCGACAGAGGGCGAUGAGUUCAUGGAGGAGGUGGACGCAUUCGUACGCGAUCACAUCACUGUGGUGUGUCCGACACUUCCGCUCGGCAUGAGGCCAGAGACGGUCGCCAAAAAGUUCGCGCGCCAGUAUCCAGUCGCACGCUACUGCGUCGAGCACGGAUUACCUAUUAUUCCAGUGGAUGAUCCCAAGUCCCUGUCGCGGAGCGCCUUGCUGAAGGAGAUGCUGGACAGCGGUAAACGCAUGGCAGCCAGUGCGACAAAUUCACAUACCCAUCAUUUCCACAGGAAUGCCCCCCUGUUGAACCACCAGCCUUCACAUGCGCCGUCGUCAUCUGUGCAGUGCUGCAGAACUGGUGCCGGUUCGCCGCCCUUAAAGGGUCUGCCUAAGGGUAGCAGCUUUUCCUCAUCUGCGUUCUCUGCGACUCCACACACGUGGGUCGCGCAGGGGCGUCCACUGGCGGACUACGACCUCACCGUUGUCGUCUCCUUUCGCUACUUCCUGCCGAAGAGUCUUCUGCUUGCGCUGCCGCCGGUGAUCAACAUGCACCCCUCGCUGCUCCCUCGCUACCGCGGCGCCAGCCCCAUUUUUAGUGCGCUGCUCCGAAACGAGGCGAUUGGCGGCGUGAGUAUCAUUCAAAUGAAACCGGGGCAGACAGCAAUGGACUCAGGAAACGUCCUCUGGCAGUGCGAGGUGCCCAUCCCCCUCGACAUGGACAUUCGCUUGUACUUUCCACUGGUCACCCAGAUCGGUGCGGCUGGCUUAUGUGACCUUAUUUUUGGCAAAGCCCCACCAGUGUGGCGGCCAUCGCUGCCGACUGCCGAUGUUUCUGUGCCUGCGUCCCCCUUGACUUCAGAGCGGCCAUCCGCAUCCACGUUUCACUGCAGCAGCCGGUGCCAGCCACAUACUCGCCAGGGCGGCGCCGACUAUCGUUUAGCGAACGCUGUAUCUGCCAACAGCGCCACAACACCGUCGUGGUUCGCGCUGCGUCAGCGUUGUCUGGCACCGCUUGUGCACCGCUCCGACGGCCGCAUUGCUGCACCGACUUCAGUUAUGUCGCGCAACGCACACUUGCCGAUGAAUGUGCUCUUCAACGUCGCGGAGCUGCCGUUCCUGUCGUCCUUGCCAGCCUCGACGAAGAACUACCACGUGGAGCGUAUCCACCACGUGCUGCGUUCAUUGGGUGGCAUGACUCAGAGUAACUGCACAGGCAGCUCUGAAGAGGCGCCCAGCACAGAUGACCCAGAGGCGAGUCACCACCGCGUCUGCCAACCCUGGAUGACUCUGGGUCGUGCCCCCACCCCCUUCACCGCCAAAGCUGUGCAGGACGCCCGCGAAAGGCUUCGUACGCUGCACUUGCCGAAUCUAAAGAGCCCUUCUGGUGCCGCAGCGCAAAAAUGGCAGAAGAGCAGCACCGGCAUGGCAGUGACAAAGUGCAAGGGCGCACCGGCCAGCAAACAGAAGAUUUCCCUCGCUGUGGCAGCGGAGCUGGGCAUCAAGACCACCAUAGAAUGCGCGGAGAUCUUCCCAGCGUCGGUGCUGAGCCCGCACUGCGACUGGCCUGACAGCUUUAUCUACAGCUGGAAGCUCGCGCAGGUGCAGACGUAUCCCACCUAUGCACACUUCUCUGAGGACCCCUAUCACGCACCAUUGUUGCCGAAGGAUGCGGCGGUCGUGCGCUUCAGUAGUAUGAAUGCGGCUGAAGCGUUUGGUGUGUGGCGAGCCUUCGUCGGGGGGGACUAUUUCCAGCCCUCGGUAAGUGCCAUGCUCGACAAGAGCAGCACCCCGGUGCGUAACCAGCUGGUGCGUCGCGCGUUGCGGCGGCUUCUGCUCCAGCGUGCCAAGACCCAUGCAACAUUUCGGGGAGCAGGGCAGCAGCGCAGCAAGUGUACGGGAGCAAGAGACGAAAAGGCAUUGGCUGCCGCGCUAACCUUGACUAGCGAUGACAAUGAGGUGCCCGUCGGCAUCGUGGCAGGCAAACAUGUUGACUUGGAUAUUUUGAACCCUGCAGGCGUUCAGCUGCUCACAGAAGCGGAGAGCACACUGCGCACACCCUGCACCUUCACACAGGUGAUAAACCCGGUGCUGGCGCCAGCGUGCGUGUGCGAAGAAUUGGCCGAGGUAGAGCAAAGCGGACAUCUGCCACCCAGAUUUUCCAUAUGCACCCAGCAGCACCCAGAGCGACGAUGGCGAGUUCGCUUUUACCGAGCUCCGCCAGCGAUUUUUCGCUCACUGCUCUGCAGGAGCGCAAAUGACAGCGCUACACAGAAGACGACUCGAUGGAGGAGAUGUGAGCCUCGACUUGCGAUGGGCGAGUGCGGUAUGGCAGCCACGGACGGUGCCAUGCCGUCCUUGCGGCAGCAAGAGUGCGAAGUAGAUGGCGAAGGCAAAGUCCCUGCCUCAAUCACGACCUCAACCCGCGCCGCUUCUUUAGCUGGAGCUGAGAAGGGGCAGCGGCAGCUGGGUCAUCGUCAUCCGAGUGCCGGUGAUGUGGCUAUGGCAGCGCAAGCCGAAGAGUCGGGAGAGCAUGAGGAGGCCCCGGAGGACUACGUGCCUGAGGUUAUCCAUGCCGCACCGCCGUCGCAGCACCCCCUUCAUAUCCCUCCCGGCACCGGCUACUUCCCUCAGUCUGACGAGAGCUACGGCGCCAUAAAGUGCAAGGAAGGGUGGUUCCUGUGGAAAGAGGCUCACAUGAAGUGUGGCAACAAGGCGCAGCCAGCCGUCCUCAUCCGGAAAGGUCUCGCCAUGAAGACGGGUGUGCUCUACGUUGGGCUCUUCUCCGAGUACUUGUAG